AAUAUGGCUGCUGAGAUUAAGCCUGUGACUGCAUCUAAUAGUGAUAAAUUUAAUUCUACAACGAAACCGGAUCUUUUAUCCAAACUAGAAGGUUGUACUGAUGAUGUAAAUGCUGCUAUUAUAAUACCUGGCGAAGACGGCGUAAUCAGUGUUAGUGAUGAUCGGACUGUUCGAGUAUGGUUGAAGAGGGAUUCAGGCCAGUAUUGGCCCAGCAUCUGUCAUUAUAUGGCAUCUGGAGCUACUGCUUUGUUCUACUGUGUUGAAACUCGUCAGUUGUUCAUUGGUAUUGAAAAUGGCACAGUGUCGGAAUUUAUUCUGGCAACAGACUUCAACCGUAUGACACAUGUACGAGACUACAUUGCUCAUCAGGCCCGAGUGACCAGCAUUCAUUUUGCUCUGAACUGUGAAUGGAUGCUAAGUAUUGGGCGAGAUAAAAUGUUUCAGUAUCACUGCUCUGAGACCGGUCGUCACCUAGGAAGUUUUCAGAGUGAUGCGUGGUGUACUGCAUUGCAAUUUGAUUCACAGUCAAAGCAUGCAUUUAUUGGUGAUUAUUCUGGUCAGAUCACAAUGCUGAAGUUAGAGAAUACAGGAACUACACUGAUUACUACACUGAAAGGUCAUACAGGAAGUAUACGUACUAUGGCUUGGGACUCAGAAAAGCAACUUCUUUUUUCAGGCAGUUUUGAUCAGAGUGUUAUUGUGUGGGACAUAGGAGGUCAGCAAGGAACAGCAUAUGAACUUCAAGGACAUCAUAACAAAGUGACUGCUCUGUGCUAUGCAGCUCUGAAGCAGCAGCUCAUCUCAGGAGGAGAGGAUUCAGUCCUUGUAUUUUGGGACAUGAGAUUGGAAAGGAAGGAGACCCCAGAGUGGCAUGAGUCUGACUGCUGUCAACGAUGUAGACGCCCAUUCUUCUGGAACCUUCGUGCCAUGAUGGACCAACGCCAACUGGGCCUCAGGCAACAUCAUUGCCGCUACUGUGGACGCGCAGUGUGUGACCGUUGUAGUGCAGGUCGGGCUUCCAUUCCUGUGAUGGGUUUUGAGUUUGAUGUGCGUGUCUGUGAUCCGUGCUUCUCCGAACUCAAAGACAUGGAUCACACUUCAAUGGCUACAUUUCAUAAUGCAAAACACAGCGUUGUAUUUAUGGACCUUGAUGAACCCCGCAAACGACUGUUGACUGUUGGCCAGGAUCGACUGAUCAAAAUAUGGGAUGUUUCUGCACUUUUGCAAUAAUGUCCUUUGUAUUCCAUGGAAUAAUGUGAUGAGUGAAAGUAUGUUGGUUAAGAGGCUGCCAAAACUAAAUUGUGUAAUAUAAAAUAAAUGUAUAUAAAUGUGCUUGUACUGUACAUAUACUGUGUGUGUGCUGGAAUGACUGAACCCUUACUUAAGUCAGAAUUGACUACAGCAAAACCUUUAUUUUAUGUUUUUGCAAUGGAUUUCCAAAAGUAGGUAUGAAGUUGAAGCAAGUCUAAAAUAAAGGCACUUCUCAUUAUGACAUAUACUAGGGAUCCUAUACUAGUUUUGCAGUGUUCUAAAACUUUGUAUACAUUUUGUUGAAAUCUUACUUCUGUUCACAUAGGGUAUAGACUCUGGAACAUAAUUUUGCAUAAUUUGUAAGAUAUAGGAAGUGUAAAAUUUAUUAAAAUUGUAAAUUGUUUUUGUGAACUACUAGCCAGGACCAAAACAGAGUGUAUAACUGAGAAACAAAAAAUUGAAGUUUCACUGUACUAAUCACUAAUCAAAAGUAGGAGCAGUGUCCCAUGAUCCCAGCAUCAUAUAACAUAUCUAAGCCCCUUGACUAAAUGGCAGACAUUCCAGCGCGGAUGUUAUGAAUGUUUGAAAUAUGGCUGUGAUGUCACAGCAUUUGAUGGCAUAUCCUGUACCUUUUUAUGCUAUAUGUACAAGGUGCUAUUACUUGUGCACAUUUAGAUGUAAUCUUUCCUGGAUUCCAACCUAAUAUUGUAAUGUGAUUCAUACCUCCAGAGCAACGUAACAAAUUACUUGCUUAUAAGUUUUGUGUGGAAUUCAUUUUCAAGGAUGAUUCCUGUCAGUUAUGUCUGUCACUAAGUGUCAAGAUGAUUGUUGUGUGUUUACUUGCGGAAUUGUACAUAGUGAGAUGGAAGAUAAUAACAAAUUUAUAUUUUAUAUUUCUAUAAACUUUGAAAUUAUAUUUGGAAGUAAUUUUUAUAUUUACUGUAAGUGUUCUGUACUUAAUGUGUUGGAGAGAUACUGCUCAUUUCAGUCUUACAUCUCCACACACAAUUACAUCUACCUCAAAACAAAAUGACCAGCUUCAUUAUAAAUUUGAAGACCUUUGGAAUCUAACAGUAGUGUAUGAUCUAUAGUCACACCUUGUCUAAUCCGCUUUCUGUAUAAAAUUUACAAGAACAAUACAGUUUACAGAAUUACUGUUUUUCAAACUUAGUAUGUACAAGUAGGGUUUGAGAUUUUCAUGGCGGUGAAUCCGAAGAUUGCUGUCUACUGGACUGUAGUACCAUGUAGUCUAGUAAAAGUUGCUGCCUCCAUCACCAGGCUGAUCAAUGAUCUACCAGAUUACAUGGCGCUGCACCCCAGAAUCUAGCUAUCAUCUUAGUACAUGCAAAUUUUCAUGAUGAUUUUACUUUGUAAAAGAUAUUGCUGCAGACUUUUUUUGGUAUCAUGAGUCAUUCUGAUGGAUUAAGAUUUUGUCAUAUAGUGAGAUUGAAGAAUUGAAAAUUAUUGGAUUGCAUUAUUGCUGCAUUGGGACAAGUGAUGACAUUUUCUCUGCAGCUCUUGGUUUCUUAAUUAAAGAAAGAACAUAUUACUUUAAAUUAAUGUGGAACAUGACAAUUCAUCUGUAAAGUUAUAAUUGGCAUGGGAGUCAUAAUAUUCCUUUCACAUCCUUUGAAUUACUGUUUUUCCGGCAGUACUGGUACACAUGAAACUGUCUUGAACCAAUAUAACUGGUGCAGAAGGGAGAAGAGCACACAAAGUGCAGACUUUUACUGCAAUUCAUUGUCACUUACUGGACAAGAGUCACAUUACAUGCAGUUGGGUUGAGUUAGGUUAAAGAUUGCCAGAACUGGUGCUGUUGUACAAGAUAACAAGGGAAGAAAAUUCUUUAUUUGUAGCAGUGACUUGCUGCCAGUGAAAAAGAAAUACAAUAUUUAUCUGUAUCAAUUUU
Zootermopsis nevadensis is the source of this 3160-nucleotide messenger RNA. It is a transcript of the gene Wdfy2, whose product is annotated as WD repeat and FYVE domain containing 2. Gene Ontology annotation, cellular component: early endosome. Lineage: Eukaryota; Metazoa; Arthropoda; Insecta; Blattodea; Termopsidae. Gene Ontology annotation, molecular function: protein binding; metal ion binding. The record is from RefSeq and is a predicted model, not a curated record.